ACUGGGAUUGUCUCAGCUCCUUACAGAUAUUAAGAAGCAUUAUGAAAAGAUUAUACACAGGAAUCAGAUGGAAUUAGACGCUUGUCUCAACACUCAGUUACUGGAAGUCAGUGAUGCAGAGAUGAAUAAGAACGAGGAUUCUCUGCAGGCAGCCCGGGCAGAGCUAAACAAUGCCCGACGUCAAUGGCAAACCCUCCAGCUGGAAAUUGAAUCUCUUCAUGCAUUGCAGAAGGGUUUGGAGAAUUCCCUGCAGGUGACCGAGCAGAGGUACGAGGUACAGCUGAAGAAUCUGGCGGCUGUGAUUCGAGAGAUGGAGGGCGAGUUACACGGUGUGAGGAGAGAUAUCGAACACCAGGUUUGGGAACACGAACUGUUGCUCAACACAAAGAUGAGAUUGGAGAGUGAGAUCGCGAUGUAUCGUAGCCUACUGGACAGAGAGGAGGACAGACUCUCUGGGGCUACCUCUAGUGGCUGUCAGUCAUCCCUCAGCAGUUUAAGUCAAAAAGACAUGGCCCUCCCUUCGGCUGCAGCCAUCGCUAGCCACCUGGAGCAGAGAAUCCAGAUGGUGACGACUCAGGAAAUUCAAGGUCAAAAUGCAGUGGCUGGGAGUUCAAAGGCUCAUGGCAAAAUUCAGUCGGAGAAAGUGGAUGAGGUUAUCAAGGAAUGGGAAUGCUCCUUUUUCAAGGAUAAUCCACACCUUCGGAAGAAAUCGACAUCCCUCCGGUUUGAUCUGCACCUAGCAGCAACAGAUGAAAGCUGUUCACAGACCAAACAAGGCAGCCUUCCUGAUAUUGAACUCAGGCUGGUAAUGAGAAAGUCAAGCAGCAUUCCAUCUCUGAAAUCAUAACGCUCAGCAAAGCACAGCAUAACCAGUGUGAUAUACAGCACACACCAAUGUCAAUCUCUACUUGCAGCUGUUGCAUUAUAUUUAUUCGUGUAUAGAUGGGAAUUGGGGAGGGUAGGAGUGUUCUUUAAAUAUUUAUUAAAUUUCUAAAUGAACUAGGGUGCAUGAAAAACCAUCAGUUCAUUAAUCAAAGUGUAUCUUACUCCAAAGCAGAAUCCUGUAGAUGCCAAUAACUGGAAAUUUAAACAAAAAUUGCUGGAGAAACUCAGCAGGUCUGUCAGCAUCUGUGGAGAGAGCAAUGUUUUGAGUCCAGUGAACUUUUUGAAAACUGGUUGUCAAGUUGAAAUGUUAACUCUGUUU
Messenger RNA from Hemiscyllium ocellatum (epaulette shark), 1204 nucleotides. It is a transcript of the gene krt222, whose product is annotated as keratin 222. The record is from RefSeq and is a predicted model, not a curated record. Bases 68 to 847 code for a protein of 259 amino acids. Lineage: Eukaryota; Metazoa; Chordata; Chondrichthyes; Orectolobiformes; Hemiscylliidae. The transcript is spliced from 6 exons.